Sporothrix brasiliensis 5110 is the source of this 1746-nucleotide messenger RNA. Its product is annotated as Gly-Xaa carboxypeptidase. Bases 1 to 1746 code for a protein of 581 amino acids. Gene Ontology annotation, cellular component: fungal-type vacuole lumen. NCBI's taxonomy places the organism in Eukaryota, Fungi, Ascomycota, Sordariomycetes, Ophiostomatales, Ophiostomataceae. Gene Ontology annotation, molecular function: metallocarboxypeptidase activity. The record is from RefSeq and is a predicted model, not a curated record. The transcript is spliced from 2 exons.
AUGCCUGAAAAACAACAAAUCGCGAUACAGCCACUCGCGCACUACAAGCGAGUCUCGAGUCGCCGCCGUAUCGCCGUUUGGCUGCUCGCGGUGCUCCUGGGCGCUGCUUACCUAGCGGUUUCUCAUGUUGUAACGCAGUCUUGGACACAUCGGGGCGGGGAAUCCCCGCCCUUGUCUUCUCAUUCCGAGGCCGUCUGUGUGCAGCCAGCGGCCCUCAUCCCCGACGAGGACAAGAAGCUGAGCGAGGCAUAUGAGCACCUCACCAGUGAAGAUUUCCGCAGCAAGACCAUUGCGCGCCUCUCGGGGGCCGUGCAGAUCCGGACGGAGUCGUUCGACGACCUCGGCGAAGUCGGCGAGGACCGCCGAUGGGACGUCUUCUUUGGCUUCUACGACUACCUCGAGCGCACGUUUCCAGCCGUCCACCAGACGCUGCGCGUCGAAAAGAUCAACACCCACGGUCUUCUCUACACGUGGCAGGGCAGUGCCGGCGACGACGAUGCCGCGCACCGCAAGCCUGCCGUGCUCAUGGCACACCAGGACACGGUGCCCGUCCCGGACGACACAAUCGACGCCUGGACGUACCCGCCGUGGAGCGGCGCAUACGACGGCAAGUUCAUCUGGGGCCGCGGCUCGAGCGACUGCAAGAACCAGCUGAUUGCCGUCCUGGAGGCGACCGAGCUGCUUGUGCAGCACGGCUUCCAGCCCAAGCGCACGCUCUUGCUGGCGUUUGGCUUCGACGAGGAGACCUUUGGCUACCACGGCGCCGGCAACAUCUCGACCGUCCUCCACGACCGCUACGGCGACGACGGCCUCGCUCUUGUCAUUGACGAGGGUGCUGGGUUUGAGCGGGCGUGGGGGACGCUGUUCGCGAAGCCCGGCGUCGCCGAAAAGGGAUCGACCAAUGUCGAGGUCACGGUCCGCUCGCCCGGCGGACACUCCUCGAUUCCCCGCGACCACACGAGCAUCGGCAUUCUCAGCGAGCUCAUCACCCAGGUCGAGGCCACGCAGUACCCGGCACGCCUCGACGAGCGGAACCCCUACUUUGCCCAGCUCCAGUGCGGCGCCGCACACGCGGCCGCGUUCCCCCCCAAACUCCGCACGCUGCUGAAGCAUCACCGUCCGUCAAACAACCUGGACGAGCCGGACCAAUUGGCCAUUGAGGCGGCCAAACAGGGCCCCGAGAUCAGGUAUCUGCUGCAGACGUCUCAGGCCGUGGACAUUGUGGCCGGCGGCGUCAAGGUCAACGCGAUGCCCGAGCGCGCCAAGGCCGUCAUCAACCACCGCGUCAACAUUGGCGAGACGACGCAGGUCGUUUACGACCGGCUCACCCGCAUCGCCGGCGGUGUGGCCGCCAAGUACAAUUUGAGUCUGCACGCCUUUGACGGCCAGGAUGACGCAGACUCCAUCGUCCUCGUCGCCCCGCACGGCAGCGAGUCGUCGCCCAUCUCGCCCGCCGACGGCACCGGCGUGAAUCCGUUUUCGGUUCUGGCGGGCAGCGUCCGCGCCAUCUACGGCGAAGAGACGAUCGUUACGCCCGGUAUCAUGACCGGAAACACAGACACACGGUUCUUUUGGAACUUGACGAAGCAUUUAUUCAGGUUUGCGCCGGGUUACGACCCUGAGGAUCUGGUUGGUGCCCUCCGGGGUGUCCACACCAUUGACGAAAAGAUAAACGUAAACAACCACAUCAACGCCGUGAGGUUCUUUUUCUUGUUCGUCCGCAACAUCGACAGCGCCGAAGUGUGA